Molecule: messenger RNA, 777 nt
Organism: Vigna radiata var. radiata (mung bean)
Lineage: Eukaryota; Viridiplantae; Streptophyta; Magnoliopsida; Fabales; Fabaceae
Product: MLP-like protein 43
Exons: 2
Coding region: 71-529 (152 amino acids)
Biological process (GO): defense response
Source: RefSeq, a predicted model, not a curated record
UGGUGGAAAUACUCUUCAUCCCUCCAUCUUUGUCUUUUCAUUUUAUCCUUCUAGUGCUUCUUUGAUCAUCAUGACACUUGCUGGUAAAAUCACCACUGAAAUUGGUGUUCAUGCAACUGCUGCAAAGUGGUUCAACCUCUUUGCAAAGCAACUCCAUCAUGUUCAAAACCUUACUGAUAGAGUCCAUGGAACCAAGCUGCAUCGUGGUCAAGACUGGCACCACACUGAGUCCAUCAAACACUGGACUUAUACCAUAGAUGGUAAGGUUACAACAUGUCAGGAGAAAAUUGAAUCUAUUGAUGAAGCAAACAAAACAAUCACCUACAAACUUUUCAAUGGAGACAUCGAUCAGCAGUUCAAGCUCUUCAAGUUCAUAUUUCAAGCAAUCGAUAAGAACAGUGGUGGUGCUAUUAUCAAAUGGACCAUUGAGUAUGAGAGAAUCAGUGAGGAAGUUGAUCCUCCUUAUGGCUACGUCGAGUACCUCCACAAAUGCACUAGUGACAUUGAUGGUCAUCUUCUCAAGGCAUAGUUCCAAAAAGUUAUGCAUAAUAACAAUGGCCUUACCCUUAGGUUAAGUGCUUAUCUUUAAAAUAAUAUAUAUGUGUGGAGUUUGACAAAGGAUGGUUAUGUUAUGUAGAACCUUCCUUUGUGUGGAAUAAACAUGGAUAUGCAUGUGGGUCAUGUCUUGAAGCUUGUUGAAUUAUUGUAUGUUCAAGAGUUUAAUGUGAUGCAUGUGAAUGUUUAUGAUUUUCUGUGAAAAUAUAUAUUUUCUGUGUA